Messenger RNA from Bacidia gigantensis, 1086 nucleotides. RefSeq lists its product as uncharacterized. The transcript is spliced from 2 exons. The coding region runs from base 1 to 1086 and encodes 361 amino acids. Gene Ontology annotation, molecular function: Hsp90 protein binding. NCBI's taxonomy places the organism in Eukaryota, Fungi, Ascomycota, Lecanoromycetes, Lecanorales, Ramalinaceae. Gene Ontology annotation, biological process: protein folding. The record is from RefSeq and is a predicted model, not a curated record.
AUGUCGCGCGUUCAGGAGCUCCCUGAUGAUUUUGACGAAACCCUGAACUUGGCGCAAGGAGACAAGGAGGCAGCACACCGUCCAAAUGAGGGUAGCAACAACACCGCCCACGAGGGGCAGCUCCCCGCCCUUCCACGGGAAGACGACUCCAUGCGUUCGCAUACUGCGGACGAUGUCAUCAAGACGAUGAAGAGAUCACCUCUCUUCAUGACAUCUCUCGACGACGCAGGCGAAGAUGGCGAAGAAAACCUUGAGCUCGAAGCCAUCCGCGCCCUGCAAUACGAGGGCACCCCAGCAGAAAACGCCCUCAGCUUCAAAGAGCAAGGCAACGAGAUGGUGAAAGAGAAGCGAUGGACCGACGCCAAAGAAUUCUACACAAAGGCAAUCGCCGUGCUCUCCAAGAGAAUCGGGUCGCAUGAGGGAGAAAGCGGCGCAAACCCCGAACGAGAUCACAUGCAAGAGAAAGACUUGGACGAAGCAUGCCACGUGAAUCGAGCUCUCUGCAACCUUGAACUCAAGAAUUACCGCUCCACGACCAUCGACUGCGCCUCCGCCCUCCGUCUGAAUAUCAAUAACGUUAAGGCGUACUACCGCUCCGCUUCUGCUCUCCUCGCGCUCGACAAAAUCGAAGAAGCAGCCGACGCCUGUCAGCGCGGCAGAGCCAUCGACGCCUCGAACAAGCCUCUGACACAACUUUCAGAUAAGAUCACAGAACGGGCUUCGUUCCUAGCAGCGCAAAAGGCCAAGAGGGAGCAGGAAGUCCAAGACGCGCAGAAGAAGGCGCUCAUGCUGAAUACAGCACUCAAAGCGCGCAAUAUACGCGUGGAAACGACAUCCCAAGCCCCGAAUUUAGAAGACGCAACGAUCCAUCUCGCGCCAGACCCUCUCUCGCCGACGAGCGCCCUCCACUUCCCCGUCCUCCUGCUCUAUCCUAUCCACUCGCAAUCGGACUUUAUCAAGGCGUUCGCGGAGACGGAGACGGUGGCGCAGCAUCUACAGUAUAUCCUCCCCCUGCCGUGGGAUAAGGAAGGUGAAUAUACAGUGGGCGGGGUGGAGGUGUAUGUGGAGACUGCAAAGGGGGGUUGA